AUGGAUAACAUGGAUAAACCAUCCAACUCAGAUCCUAAAACUCCUUCAACUCCCCCGCCUACCAUUGAUAAUCAGCCUUCCAAUUUAACUCAAGAUACAACCAAUCCCUAUUAUAUUCAUCCAAGCGAAAAUCCUAACUCAGUCUUGGUUACUCCUGUUCUCACAGGAAACAAUUACCAUUCGUGGAAAAGAUUCCUCACUAUGGCUAUUAUUUCCAAAAAUAAAUAUGGAUUUCUUACCGAACGAUUUGCUCAGAGCGAUCUUCUCCGAAUUGCUGAGUUGCAAGAAGAAAUCUAUGCACUUAAGCAGGGCACUCUGUCGGUCACCGAGUUCUACACAUCACUAAAGUCUCUUUGGGAGGAACUCGACAGUUCUCGCCCUCUCCCAGUCUGUUCAUGUCCAGCAACAUCUCAUAGAUCACAAGAUUUCAUAAUUCGCUUUCUUAAGGGAUUGGAUGAACGAUUUUCGGUGGUGCGAUCUCAAAUACUUCUCCUAGACCAAUUACCUCCAGCAACCAGAGUUUUUGCAUUGGUCAUCCAACAUGAACGACAGCUACAAGUCACCACUGGUAUUCUAGACGAUCCACGUUCCAUCACUGCCGCCAUCGAUUCGCGGCACCCCUCACAAGGUUGCGGUCGCGGUCGCAAUGGCUUUUCCUCCGGCAAGGGUCGCGGUGGUUUCCCCUCCAGCGCGGGACGUGGUGGUUCCUCUAAGUUCUGUACGCAUUGCGGUCGUAGUGGCCACACGAUUGAAGUUUGUUAUUCGAAACACGGGUUCCCACCAGGGCAUCCACGUCACUCUGGUAGUUCACAUCACUCCGCUGCUGUCGCCGUCGCAACUCCUCCUUCAAUCGCCCCUCCAGUUUAUGAUGAGAGGGCAGCCCUAGGUCAUGUUGAAGGGCAUACCCAUCAGCCGAAUCCAAAUCCAAUUUUGGACCUCUCACUAGCCCAACAACAAGCUCUCAUAGCACUUCUCAAAAGGACCGAGUCUCCCUCUUCAGAAUAUAGAGAUAAUGGUUCAUCAAAUCAAAAUGGGUUUUUGCCUAAUCCGAAAGAAACUUUCAUUUUCUCAAAGUUUUAA
Arachis duranensis is the source of this 1080-nucleotide messenger RNA. RefSeq lists its product as uncharacterized. Bases 1 to 1080 code for a protein of 359 amino acids. The transcript is spliced from 3 exons. The record is from RefSeq and is a predicted model, not a curated record. NCBI's taxonomy places the organism in Eukaryota, Viridiplantae, Streptophyta, Magnoliopsida, Fabales, Fabaceae.